This is a messenger RNA of Phyllotreta striolata, 2577 nucleotides long. NCBI's taxonomy places the organism in Eukaryota, Metazoa, Arthropoda, Insecta, Coleoptera, Chrysomelidae. The record is from the annotation of a GenBank genome assembly.
GUCAUUUUAGUUCGGUACACCACCGCGUAGACGGUGGCAGCACACGCACUCAACUCUCAACUAAAAUAAAACGAUAGAAAGGUUAUAAUUGCAAUUGAAAUUCGUUUUACAAUAAAACGCCCAUACGUUCCUAAAUUACACAAUUCAUAAAUCGAAGAAGAGCGUACAAACCGCAAUAUUCGAAAUCGCCCUUAACGCCCGCAGGUAUUUUAUUUACGCAAUUAAAAAGCAUGUCGAAGAGCGGCGUUGGUCGAGGCAGGGGUUGGAUGAACCUACAAAAAAACCAACAACAGCACGUAUUACCGAUUAACAUCCACGCCAACGAGACUCCUAAGAUCUCCCUUAAAGACGUCACCGAAUUUAUCGAUAUAGAAAACGAUGAAUUGACGAAAAGAAUCAAAGAGCUGAACAUAAACGAUGACGGCAUUAAAUUCAACCAGAAGAUCAAGUUUAUCUUGGAGAAAUGGAAACAGGAUUGCCAAACGGGAGAAGAUGUCGAGAAGAGUUUCGAUGUAUUGUACCAGGAGUGCUUAAACGAUGAAGAACUGGCGUCCAAAAUUGUUAUCCUGAUAGCUUCGAGGAGCUUCAUAACCCAAGAAAUUCACGAUCAGAAUUUACGUUUGCUAUUCCUGAAGAAGCUUCAAAGUGAUUUCGAAAGCUGUAAAAUAUUGAACGAAACAAACCCGGCCGGAUUCAGGAACUAUGUAAAGAUGCUCGGCGAAUUCUACAGCAAAGCCAGAUUAGCCAACGGACAGCCUUUUAGUUUUAUGGUCACUCCGUUACUGGUGUGUCUCGAGAUGCUACUAGAAUCAGCUCAGCUCUCCGAUUUACAACAAUUUACUACUCAGAUAUAUUUGAACGGUAGCUCCAUUAAAGCGGAGUGUUCCGAUAAACUGAACGAUCUCAUCAACAACAUCCGUAUACUGAUUAUAGUGGAGAAGAAUCUGUCUCGAGAAGGUAGAUAUUGGCUGUUGCUGGCCUUGGAAAUAGCAGGGAAUAAAUUCGGAGCGUUGCCGAUUGAAGUGUUCAAAUUUUAUCAGGAGCAAAUCGGCAGCAAAGCCAUGGCGAUUUUUCAGGACGCCCAAAAUUCGCUAAGCGUACAAACGGUCAACGACAACAAAAAAUUAGAAAACUAUCAGAGUAGCGUGAACGUGUUGCAAUUAUCCAAGAAACCGGACGUACCGCCGGCUGGCAACGAUCAGAACAGUUCGUUUUUGUCCAAUUGCUCGGAACUGAACGCUUCGUCUACGAGUACCAGCGGUUUCGUGUCCGACACGUCCAGCCAGAAUUCCAACGGGGCUCCGCGCGAGGCCUCGCAGAAGUUCGGUAGGCCUAUAUUGGGCGCGGGGGCGCGGCUCAACAAGAGCAAAUCGGAGUUGCCUAACAAUAGAAAAGAGCCCUCGCCGGGCGGUUGGGUGAAAACGAACGGGCCCGGUUGGAAAGACAGAGGCGCCGAGAAGAACUCGAAGAGCAAGAAAGGUUGGCAACACGACGACAGAUUCGAUAACGACUAUAGUUAAGGUCGUAAGAGCACGUUUGUGUUCUAAUUUAUUUUUUUUGUAUUUUUUUCGGCUGAAUCAUUUUUCUUAACAAAAACUAUUUUCUCUGUGAUAUACGAAUUGUUUUCAGACUUAUCAUUUUAAAAUUCGACAUUUUAGAAGAGGCUUGGUUUGUACCAACAGUUCUGAACUUUUUCUACGGAAGUAGAAAUGCCAUAUUAUUGCUCGAAACAUUCGAAAUUUUCUAAUUGUUGAAUACUCAUCCUUUUUAUUUAUUGAAAAUCAUGUAAUUGUGUAACAAAAUAAUUGCAAAGUAUCUAAUCGAUUAGUUAUAGUAAUGAUUUUGUUGUGAAUCGGUAAAAUGGUUUGAUUCAAAUUAUUUGCCACGUGUGGAUUCUAAUUGUACGACUAGGCAGGGCUCUCACGAUUUCUUAAUUUAUAUUAUUAAAAUCUCUUUAUUUUUGUGGGCGUCAGGCUGAUGGUAAUUUUAAAUUAAACGAAUUCCCACAAGUGUUCUUUUAUAUUUGUAAUCGACAUUUAUGUAUCUAUACAGUUGGUGAUGCAUAGGCAAAGAUCGUUUUGUAUGCAUAUAAUAUAUACAUAGCAUUUGAUUUUUCCUAUACAAUAUUUAAGCUACUUUUAAUGUAAUUACGAAACGCGUUUUCAAAAUAUUUAGUGCAUUUUGCAAGGUUCAUUGACUUCUUAAUUGUGAUUUUUGAGGUUUCUUUUUAUCUAGUUUAAUUUUUUAUACUUUUUGUAUUAGUUCCUCUUUUUAUUGUCGCUGAGGUUUUAGCUAAAAAAAUUAUUUUACAAGAUACUUAAUUUUAUCUUUUAGAUACAAUCAUACAUCACAUGUACGAGUAGGUUGGUUUAUUUUAUUUUAGGAAAAUUAUAAAUUAUUUACAUCGGAUCCCAGUUUGUGUACGAAUUUUUGUCUAUUUAGGAAUCUCGCUAACAAAUUGUAAAUGUAUUAUAAUGUAGAUAAUAAAUAAGCAUUGGUACAUUUUUUAUAUCGGCUUAGAGAACAUUUGGGUGUUUAAACUUGUAUUAGGUUAAUAAUAAAUAAUUUACAUUUUUA